Elaeis guineensis (African oil palm) is the source of this 801-nucleotide messenger RNA. The record is from RefSeq and is a predicted model, not a curated record. Lineage: Eukaryota; Viridiplantae; Streptophyta; Magnoliopsida; Arecales; Arecaceae.
AAUUUAGGUGCGCAGGCAAUUGGGCUGGUGGGGGUGGGGCCCCGAGGAAAGGAAAGAGAGGGUCGUUGAAUAAAGUGGUCAACAGCCGGCGUUCGCCACCCCCAUUCUUCUUCCCUGCUCCCCUCGCAUAGCUCGUCGUCGUUGAGGCAGAUAAAUUGUUCCCAAUAUAGAUAAAAGAUGGCCCGAAAUGCAUAUGAGUUUGUUCAUAUCCAGAAAUAUUUUAUAUCUGCAGAAGUUGGACAGGUUGAUACUGUUUGUAUGGAUUCCAUGGCACCUGUGACAGAGGUUUCUCAGGAACUUGCCCGAGAGUACCUAAUAGCGAUCUCACAAUCUAUUCCAGAAAAGAACCUUCACUCAAAUCCAUUGCCUACUAACUAUACUGAUGCGAAUGGUGUUAGCGUAAAAGAAAGUGGAGAGGCAGAAAAAUAUAGAUCGAAGUUGAUCUCCAUUUCCUACACAGAGUCUUCAGAUGUUCAACCUGCACCAUCUGCUUUGGAAAAUCUCCGCAGCUAGCCAACAUAUUGCGGCUGCUUGUGGAGAUCUGUGUUGUUAUCUUUCCAUGUUUUUUCUGUUUUGGGUUAAACUCCUGGUUCUCAACCUGGUUCUCAACUAUCGGUCUUUACUUUCAGUGAUAUAAAUUUCAUAUAAAUCCAUAUUGAUAUGUACAGUUGAAUAUUUUGUCCAACAGAAUGCUACCCAGAAACAGCAAAUAUGAAGUCCCUUCAAAUGUGACUAAUAUUUUCUGUAUAAACUUCCAUGAUGGCUAAUCGUGUGUACCAUAAAGCUUUACUCUGUUGCCUA